Messenger RNA from Styela clava, 7092 nucleotides. RefSeq names its product MOB kinase activator 2-like. NCBI's taxonomy places the organism in Eukaryota, Metazoa, Chordata, Ascidiacea, Stolidobranchia, Styelidae. The record is from RefSeq and is a predicted model, not a curated record.
ACAAUUUGUAGUGGAAAGGAGCCAAAAACUUUCAGGCUAACAAGAGCAAAAACUCUAACUAUUUGAUGAAUCUUGUUUGAGACUUGGGGGAAGAGAAUACAAUACUUGUUUCACAUAUUUGUUUCCUCAAUUCCAGAGUUCAGGGUGCUAAAAAAGCACAUCUACUGUUUAUAAUAUUCAAAAUAAUACCAUUUUAAAGUAUGUUGAUAAAAAAAUGGAUGGAAAGUAUGAGGUUUAUCUGUUACAGUAUUGUCAAUAAUUUUGCGUUGUUUUUAGUGUAUCAGUCAUUGUUGUAUGGUCCAUACGAUUAGAUUUAUCGUAAAGUCAUUAUAUCUUGUUUUUUUAUAUUUCUUAGCGAUCUUCUUUGGGUAUGUGAUACUAUAUAUUGCAAUAGUCGCUUAUCUUCUUCCACAAAAUAUUAUCAUGCCAAUCAUUGAAACUAGUAUUAAAUUUAGAUAUUCAAAUAAAAUGUGCCUUAUUCAAUAAUCGGUUGUCUUACCAUUAUCAGACACAAAUUGGGCCUGGAAAUAAUACUAAAAUUGUAUUAAUUUAUAAGUACUUUUCUAGUAAAAUUAUUCUUUUUCAAAUAUUAACACCUGAAUAUUAUUUUAUUUUCUGUCUUUACUUAUUUUUUUUCAAAGUAUUGAAUAAUCUGGUGGUGAAGUGGGUUUAAUAGGUGUAGGUGGAAUUUUAUUGAAAUAUAUAUUAUUUGGGAUAUUGUGCAAGAGUUUGGGUGAUGCUUGCCAUUUUGCCUUCGAUAGUAUUCUUCUGGUAAUUCACCAAUAAAUAGCGACUGUUUGAAAACUGGAUUAACCCCCAUGCAUUUGACUGGGUACUGUACAUAUAGAUAUUAGGAUACAGAUGUCAUCUUUUCCUAUUUUGUACAUGUUCAUUUUCCAAAUCUUCAAUAUUUAUGCCCGUAUGCUUUUUCAAAUUGUGUAAAAACAAGCUAUUCAUUCAGUCUAUUUACAUGGCGUGUUGUGAUGCUUAUGUUAUAUUUGUCGAUCUCAUCUUUACUGCACCAUUAUUUAGUUAUUUGUUGUCAAAUAAUCUAGAAACUGUUUUAGUGUCUUCAAAUAGUAAAGCUAGUUAGCACAUAUGUAUCGCCCUUGAUUAAUCUAAUCGCAAAGAUGUUUUAGAUAGAUAUAAUGGUUUAAAAACUGUAGCUUUGAUCGCUUGUAUAAUUUAAUAGAUGGUUACAUUUUGAAAAUUGGUGCUCAACUGAAAAAUUAUCACCACUGUGAUACACAGAAAAAUAUUUUGGUCAAUUAAAGUUUUCAACCAAAUCUAUAGAUAUUAACUAUGUCCUGUUGUUUUGUUUUAUACAACAGUAAUUUACUGCAAAACUCAUUACUUACUCUCAGUUAUCUGGCCAUGAAAAAUAUACCACAUGUGUAGUAUCUCGGAUCUUAUUCAAAUGAAUUGAAAGAUGGGCAUUAAAUUUUUUAGUAGCACGAAAUACUUUUUACAAGAAUUUACAUGAACACGUUUUACUACUCAACUUCAACAUUCAUUAUCAUACUAAGAAUUUCUUGGAACUUGUCUUGUUAUUAUACACAUAUAUCUAUUAUAGUACUGUGUUGUGAUGUAGUCUCCAUUACAUUAAUUAAUAAUACUCCUUGCUACUAAUUACUGCCCUAGGUUUGAUUUAUCUUUGUUCGAUGGGAUAAAAUUCCACCAAUAAAAAAUUUUCCACUUUCCUGCUUUAAAAGUUCAGAGGAUAUUUUCUUUGCUUGUGCUGAAUUCCAGAUGGAAUUUACACAAGCGAUGUCACAAAACUAAAAAUUCAUGAUCAUAGUUUUCAGUUUUUUUGUUUGAUAGAAAACUAAAUCUAAAUCAUUCAUUCAGAAUAUGUUAGGAUCGCCAGCUAGAGUAUUCUCGAAAAAUAGUUGAAGUUUUCCUAAAUAAUAUUUCAUGAUUUACUUACAAUUAUGUGAUUUGAUUUUAAAAUGUUGAAUGGAAUUGAUCAAUAUAAUGUGAUUUGGGUUGGGUCACGAGGAAAGCAGUUAAAUGCAAUCAUUGGUUGUAAUCAAGAAAAAUACUACUGCAAUAUCAACCGUGAAAACUAAGUCAACUUUGCAAACUACAAGUUAGUUUUGAAUUGAGAAUUAAUUUAACAAACUAACAAAAAAUUAUAAUACAUAUAUCUUAAUAAUUCUGCAUGUCAUUUUAGUAAGUCAUUGUUAAUUAACCUAUUUUACCCGUAAUAAGUAAGGCAUCUCAGUAUGGUAUAUGGGUGAUGAUAGAUUCGUAGUAUUGGAAAUUUGAUUUGUAUGCACAUUGCAUUACUAAUAAUGUAUUUUUGUGUGUGGAUAUCCUGGCCUAAAAUAAUUUGCUCACUACUGCUCAAUAUUGUUGUAUUUAUUUUGUGUUUUUGUUGGUAAUUUGUAUUAGGGGUGGUUAAUUAUGCCAUUUUUCAGUUUUACCAUACCUUCAUACUCGUUUUGGUGUUUUUCAUGAAAUAAUACUUCACCUAUUUUAGAAAUUUUACAAAGUAUAAAUUUCAAUUAAUUCUGCUUAGUUUGAUUCAAUUAUAGUUUUGCUUCAAGUUGAAUUUAUUUAAAAUCAGAAUUAAUUCAAUGUCACACAGUUUAUAACAAAACCAUAAUCAUAUCCACUCAGAUUACUAUUUAGAGUGCUUUCUUCAAUAAUAUGCACCAUUUUGAUUUGCGAUUUGCUCCCAAAAUUAUUAUUAAUAGAUGCUCAUUGUUUCUGUUCCACUGUCUUCCUCUGGUGACCGUACAUUUGAACCCAUAUGUAUAUCCGUGGUUCAAUCUAUAUGCGGGUGCUAAAACUCACGGGUUAGUAUAGGUUUAAAUAUCCGUAAAACAAAAAAAAUUCCAUAGGUGCAAUAGUAUGCAGGUUCAAUUGUCGUGGUUUAAAUGUACGUGGGUUCAAAUGUAAUGGGACCAUCUUCCUCUAUGUGUGACCGAAUUGAUUCACAUUGUCGAAAUAAAUCAUUUGAUUGCAUUUCAUUCUGCAUUACCCACAGAUGUUUCAUUUCUUACUCACAUGUACCGUGUAUACCCCCAUACUUACUCAAAAACCAUACAUUGAAAAACACUUUACUGCACUAAAGUUGAAUGUCUGUCACAUUUCUCCAGUUUUUUAGUGGGCUAUCAUUUCGGAAUACUAAAUAUGCUUGGGUUAUACACUUAUAAUUAUACCAAGACUAUAUCAGAAGCUGGAGUUGAAUUUUCAAACUGCCUGGAGUCUAGAUGUAAUUUCAAAUUCUGAAUGACAAUGGUGAUAAUGAAGUAAAAAAUUUUUUCAGAAAAUCACAGAACGAGCGUUCUUAACUACCCAUUUACCUAUUCUUCCAAAAUUUUGUGUCGAAGUCUGGAGUCUUAAGUAAAAUUCUUGUUGAGUCUACUAUAAAUUUUUCCUAUCUCCCUGAAUACAAUAUGUGUUGUGUCGAUGGUUUUGUUUUAAUGUAAUAUUGUGCAAUUAUAAAAUACACAAGAAUAAAAAUAUCAGUUCUUAUCCGGCUAUCAAUCACAUUUUUCAAUGUUUAUAUAUAUAUUAUAUUGCUCUGUCAAUGACAAUUCUUGUUUGUUCUAUAUUUGUCUGAUAGUAGGGUUGUUGGUGAUUUAUACUUGUCAGUUGCCAACACAUAGCCAAGCAGAUUUUUGACUUGUUCAAUGUAUUUCAAUACUUCAAUUUAUUGUAUUGUAAAAUAUGUAAAAAAAUACUAACUUUCUAUUUAUAUCAUACCCGAUCAAGUCAAAUCAGAGAUGAAUCAGAUUUAAAUUUCUGUUUUUCUGUGAUUGAUAUUAUGCUUGUUCGUGCGUGAUACGAUAUAUAUAAGCUUUGUAAUAGUAGUAUUCAAAAAAUGUGCUGUUCGCCAUAUAAGUAGCAAUUUAAUGUGUUUAAUGUUGUAAAGGGAGCUUAGCUUCAUGUGUUUUCUUUUUUCAGUCGAAAGGUAAUUGUUAGCAAUAAAGUAACUGUGAAAUUUGAUGACAGCUUGUGGAAAAUUCCAUGUAGAACGGAACUACCAGAUAUCUGAGGAGUGACAUAUUUCAGACCAUAUUUCCGUUAAAUAUCCGAAAGAAAAGUAAUAUUCCGUCACAUGUGAAUUUAUUGCUAUUCAAAGGAGAUUAACUUCUGCCUUUGCUUAAGAAGAUAUACUCAACCUCGGUCGCAGUGAUCAGAGCUGGAUUUCAACAGCUUGAAAAAAGAAAAGAAAGAUUCCUUCAGAUUCUUCUGGUCAGAGAACCCGCAAAUAAAAAUCUGGAAUGGACUGGCUGAUGGGAAAGGGUAAGAAACAAGAAAAGAAGCCAGUAGUGAAAGAAGAACAUCCACCUUACCUUGACCAAACCCUCAUACAACCAACGCCACAUGAUAUCAGUCUUCAUCAAGUGGUUCACUUACCACCUCAAAUCGAUCAAAAGGAAUGGGUCGCUACACAAGUGAUUUCUUUGUUUCACAAUAUAAAUCUCGAAUACGGCACAAUGUCAGAAUUCUGUACUGCUGAGUCGUGCCCAACUAUGCAAGGCGCUGGCCAAAUGCAAUAUUGGUGGACAGAUGAUCGAGGAAAGAAAUUGAAGUGCACAGCACCGCAGUACAUAGACUAUGUUAUGACAUAUUGUCAAAAAUGUGUCAGCAAUGAAAAAUUAUUUCCAACUAAAUAUGCGCACAAUUUUGUUCCCACUUUCUACACAGAUAUUUCAAAGAUGAUGCGUUUUCUUUUCCACGUUUUGUCUCACAUGUAUUCAUCGCACUUUUCAAAACUUCAACAAUUUGGUCUUCAUGGUCAUCUGAACAUUAUUUUCAUGCAUUUUAUUCUUCUGGUUCGAGAGUUCGAUCUCCUCGACGCUAAAGAACACGCUCCGUUAGACGAUCUCAUCGACCUUAUGGAGAUUUUAAAGACAAAAUGCACAGAUGCGUGCACGCGUAACCAUCAUCGAACAUCUUCCUCUACAAAUUCAAAAAGCGCUUCCGGAACGACAUCAUCGAGUGGCAGUGGUACUCCGACUUCUUAUAAUACUUUUUCAAGUUCACAAUAUGUAUCAAGUUACAAUUCUAGAAACAAUGGAAUGGCAGCUUCUAAUUCUAAAGGAUGGAUUGCGUCUUGAGUAUUUUCCAUCAUAUAUACUGCAAUCCGUCCACAGUAAACUUAUUGUAUGUCACAUACAUAUGCAGCUCAGUAUGGCAACUGAGUUUCGAUGAGAAUUUGCGCGAUAAACAUACUGUAAGAAGGUAUAUGGAGCAGGAUGGUCUUGCAUAGGCGACUGCCUCCUGUUCUCUAGGUACGAAGAUGAAAAUAAGCCAGAAAUGGUCAUUGCUUCUUUCGCGGAUCUGCGGAAGCAAAAUCACGCAUGCAUCAUGCAUUUUUAGACAAUACGCUAAGAACUCAGAAUUUUAGUGAUUCAAUUAUACACAGUUUCUUUAUUUUGAAUAUAUUUGCAUUCUCAAUAGAACUUGUAUUUCAGUCAAACUCAAUCCUGCAGGAAUAUGAUUUAAUUAUGGGCUGAUGGUCUCUCAAUACAAAUAUGACCAAAUCGUGAUAUUCAAAUCAAGAUCAAUUUUGGGAAAUAUUCUAUGUUACCAUACUGACCAUAAUUGGUUGUCUCGUGAUUUACUCAACUGUACUUCAAGAUAUAAAUAAUUUUGCUAUUGCAAAUCAGACAAAGUUCCUUCAACAUUAAUUUUAAGGAACUACUUAGUUUAAUAUACUCAAGAUAUUUAAAUUUUCAAUUCUGAUUAAAUGAAAAGUAUUGUGUGGGAUAUAUGAAGCUGUUUUUCUGUACGUUGAUACCCAUAUUAUGGAAUCUCUUAUAUAUUUAUAAUUUUUCGACUGUUGUCUCUGGGAUAGUUAGGGCUGCUGAAAAUGUGAUGACGCGGCUCUUACUAUGUCGGAAAAUAUAUAUUUAUGAAUUAGUGUAUGGCCUAGCAUAAAUCAAUGAUGGUAUACUAGCUCUGAGAUGAAUAAGGCAAAAGUUAUAUAUAUUUAUGAUUUGGCAAAUAUAGUUUUUGUGAGAAUCCUGCACAACGCCCACAAAUGAGUGACAUCUGUCUUAGUAUUUUCCUUUCUCUUCAGUCUUUCAUAUAUUCAUAAUAACAUUCAUGUUUCCAUUUAUGAGCAUCAAGGAAAUGGGUUUCAACCAUGGUUAGGUAGCCAAAAUUCAACUUGUCUCCUCGAAGUUUAAUUUUAUUUUACUACAGCGCCAUUUUUGUUCAUUUUCUCAUAUUUCUUUAUGCACACUCCCUUCUCUCAUUGUCUAAAUAUAUCAUUAUUUUCACGGUUUCAUCUGAUUAAAAAUUGAGACACAAUUUCAUUGCAAAAAUCGCUACUUUGAAAUAUGCUUGCGCUACUUUCUAGCUUAGACUAACCCAUAUAACUUAUGCAGUAAUUCUAUUAUCAAUACAAGAAUCCAUCUGUCUUCCAGUAGAAGUUCAUUCAUCCCAUAUUUUGAUUACUUGUAUUGUGGAAUCCGCAUGUUUUUUCAACCUACGAAUCCAUUAAUGAAAUGAUGAAGGCCUUAUACUUCCUUGCUGUUAUUGAUCCCCCUGAUUUAGUAGUUGAAAUGAUGCUGACCAUAUGUAGAUUAUAAUAUAUAGUCAAUACCAAAUAACGUGUUCACUGCCAUGUUAACUGUAAAUGUAAUAUAAUUUAUGAUGUAUUUUGCAAAAAUAUGAUGACCCUAAUUCUUGUCAUUUAUUGUGUUUUUAUUUUGAAAUCCUUAAUUUGUCAUUACAUUUUGCUCAAUUACAAAUAUUGAAUAUUUUAUUAUGCCUGCCUGUAGCCGAAUUUAGUUUGUCGUUUUCAACAAAGUUUUGGGGAAUCGUAGGUUUCGGCUCACUUCGGAUAAUUCCCACUCAAAUAUUGGGGCCAUACACAAAUUUUCAUCUAUGCUGAAAUGUGUAAUGUGUUUAUCUCAUCCAAUGAAGCAAUCUUUGAGUUGAACAUCGAAUAAUGCCCAAUUAGGCAUAGUUCAAUGUUAAUAUUCUGAUAAAACGCAGCGCAUCUUUUCCAUUUCUCGAUAUGCUUUUACUCCCAUUGUUAUUAUUAUUAUUGUUUUUCUCUCUUGUUAUUAAUAGUCCUUCUUCAUUUAGGUGACGUCAUAUGAAUAAAAAGCACUGUUACAGCAA